This is a messenger RNA of Sclerotinia sclerotiorum 1980 UF-70, 2493 nucleotides long. RefSeq lists its product as hypothetical. The coding region runs from base 1 to 2493 and encodes 830 amino acids. The transcript has 2 exons. The record is from RefSeq and is a predicted model, not a curated record. NCBI's taxonomy places the organism in Eukaryota, Fungi, Ascomycota, Leotiomycetes, Helotiales, Sclerotiniaceae.
AUGGCUGAUGAAUCACCUCCUCCCCCUCCCCCUCACGGCAAUCCGCCGAAAUCAUCGGGGUUACCACCAGGAAACUAUGACAUUUUCAUCAUUCCACCGCAUGCUUCUGGAUCAGGAUUUUUAUAUUUACCUUCACUGCAACCAAAUGUCAACAGUUUCGUAGCCGGUUUUGCAUCAGCGCUUAUACUUGUCGCGUUAACUUUUAUUUUAAAACCACUGUUGCAUAGUCUGAAAGGAGGUGGAGGGCCAGCAACCGUGAUUCUCAUGUUUGCGAUUGGGUUGGGAGCUUGGGCGUUAGGGCGAAUGCAAUCGAAUGGUGAAAGCAGGCCCGGACCAAGUCAAGGACCCCGUGUACCUCCGCAUGGUGGAUCAUACUCAGGUGCCAAUAAUAACACUUAUUCUAAUGGAUCGGCUUCAGGCGGUGGGCCCCGGGCUUCAGGAACUGGAUUUUCACCUGGAUCCACACCAGAGGGGGCUGGGGGACCUCAACCUAAUUCGCAAACCGGAUCAGGAACAAGACAAAGAACAAAUUCAGGUUGGGAAGAAACUCCUCCUUCUUCUCCUGAUGCUGGUCCAGAGAUGCCGGGCGCAACACCAAGGGAAAGUCCUGGCACAACCCCUAGCGCAAACAAUGACAUUCGAUCGAAACAAAAUGCCUCGAGAACUACCUGGGAAGAAGCUCGAGAGAGGACGAGAAAGAAGGAAGAGGAGAGAAAGAAGGCAGAGGCUGAGAGAAAGCGAAAGGAAGAUUUGGAAAAGCGAUUGAAAGAAUUACGAGCGAAGGAGGCCUUGGAACGAGCGAACCGCGAAAGAAAACAAAGGGAAGCCCGCGAAGCUAAGGAACGAAUGGAAAGAGAGAUACGAGAAGCCAAGGAACGAAGAGAUAGGGAAGAAUUAGAAGCUCGGGAAAAGAGAGAAAAGGCGGCGAGGGAGAAGGAGAGGGAGGAAAAUGAAAGGAUAGCGAGAUUGGAAAGGGAAGAUCAAGUGGCGCGAGAGAGAAAGGCAAAGGAAGAACGCGAAAUUCGAGAACGAAUACAAGCAGAGGCCGAGGCUAAAGCAAGAGCGGACUACGAUAGGAGGUUGAGAGAGGAGAUAGCUAGGAGAGAAGUUUUAAGGAAAGAGGAGGAGGCCAUCAGAAGAGAACAGGAAAUGUUACGAUUAGAAGCUAUAGCUAGAGUGGAAGCAGACAAGAAGGCCAGAGCAGAGAAAGAAAGAGCAGAUGCUGAAGCCAAGGCAAAGGCUGAAAAGGCAAAGGCGGCUGCGAAAGCAUGGGCUGAUGCUAAGGCGGCGGCGAUUGCGAAACGAGAAGCCAAAGCUAGGGAAGAACGUGAGAAGGAAGUAGCGGCACAAAUACGAGAGGUUAAGCUCAAGGAAGAACGCGAGAAGGCAGCCGAGAUAGCAGCACAAAUGAGAGAAGACAAAUUUAGGGAGGAGCGUGAACGAGCAGCACAGAUCGAAGCACAAAUGAGAGAAGCCACACUUAAGGAAGAACGUGAAAAGGCAGCCCAAGUAGCAGCACAAAUAAGAGAAGCCAAACUCAAGGAAGAACGUGAAAAAGCAGCCAGAAUCGAAGCUGCACUUGCCGCUGAGAGGAGAAAACCAAGCACUUAUGCGAAUGCUGGUGUAGGAGAGAGAAUAAGUCCUUGGCCAACUGGAAGACCCCCCACGACAACACCAGCAUUUCCUACCACAACUUCGAUACCCCGACCUCAAGCACAACCUCUUUCACCCAAGAGAACCCCAGCCCCCGCUGCAAGAACGUAUGCAGGUACAGACAAGGAUGGCCAGUUCCACUCAUCUUAUGCACAACCGCCAAGACCAAGCCGGAAAAAGUCCCUCAAUUCAUUAUAUUCCGAAUCUUCAUACGCAGCUUCACAAUCAACUUGUAAAACUACUCCACCGCCUUCGACCAGAGGAGCAUAUAGUACCAAGGAUCCUGAUAAGAUUGUUAUCAAAGGUGUAUUCGCAUUCAAUAACGCAUUCCACAAAAACCCUACAUCUCAACUUUUAUCCGGUGUGGGUUCUGUUACCGACGGACUAAUAUUAAGAAUUACAACCGAGGGUCUUUUCAUCGAUGAUGAUGUACGAGGUGUCGCUCAAAGAGAGUGGGAUAUCAAAGCAUGGACAAUGAAACUCGUAGAGGUAUGGUGUCCAUCUUUCAGACAAGCAUCGCGUGUUCCACCCGCAACUACAGCUCACAAAAAUCCCGUCCGACGCCUUUGGGGUCUCGAUAAAGAAUUAGCAGCUAGUGAAGAGGAAAAAGAUACUCUUCUAACGGGUGAGAGUAAAACUGCCGGGUUACAUAUUUUGAGAGCGAGCAUUAGGGACCAGGAGGGCAAGAAAUAUGUUUUUGUGGUGCAAGAGAGUGAGGCGUGGAAGGUGGCGUUAGGUUUGCAGAGAUUGAGGAGGGGUACUCAGGUGAGGAGUCUGGGGGUUAGUGGUAUGAGUCCGAAUGAUGCGAAGGCUACGUUGGAGAAUUUGGGUUGGAUUUGA